AUGGCGUUGUUGGCGCUCAGUUUGCUAUCACUGACUGUCAGCUCCGUUUUAUCUGCCCGGAUUGUUGGCUUCAUGGCCCUUGGAGGAUCUCAGUAUAUUAACAUGAAGCAUAUCAUGGAAGAACUGGCUUCCCGGGGCCACCAGGUAGAUAAAGAGUCAGUGGUUUUAAUAUUCAUGCGACACAUUCAAGUUGUAAGCUUAAUUCUGCAGAGGGCUUCAUUGAUACAAUCUCUUGAAAAGAUGUCCCAAAUACUAAAGGGGGUAUUAUUUUGUUAGAUUAUUUCUUUCCUAUUUUAAAAGGUUUGUAAACAACGUUUGAUUUUAGGAAAGGCCACUUUCAUUAAAAACUCAUCGAUCAGGUUAAGGAACAUCAUAACGCCGAUUCGACCGCAUAAUUUAUCUAUUGUUUUUCUCUCAUAUUUCAUGCAAAUGACUGUGUGCGUUUUCAUGACUCAACUGGAACGGACAGUGGUUUCUUACUGAGUAAAAAUUAAAAGCAUUUUAAUGCCUUGUCCCACGAGCAGCACACGUGCUUCUAAUUAUUAAUUACAAUCUUGCGUGACAAGCCUGUCGGCAACGCAAAAGUUUUCCCACGCGCAAAUAAAUGAUUGCCACCGACCAUAAACGUAGUACUGUAGAUAUCGGCAUAUGUAUGAUUAAUAUCGGUUAGCUUAAGGUGCUUUUACCCAGGGCUAUUCGCAACGACUAUGUUUAGCGCAAAACCGCGUUGCAAUGUUGGAACAGUGUUGCCACCAUGAAACAAUGUCGCAACAAUGUUGCGACGCUGGGCUGCGCUAAAAAUCGUCGUUGCGAAUCGUCCCGUGUAACAUCACCUUUAGAGCAGCAAUCGGUACUGACAUUUAAGGUAAAUGCGUGACUUGAGUCACGCUCUACAUGAUUGUCGGUUUUUCUCAUAAGUUUGGCUCCAAGACUGAUUAUUUUUUAGAACAUUCAAUAUAACAUAAUUUACUCCGCAAGCUGAAUCUACUGGAGGCAAUAUUAAUGGGCUACUUACAGGCUUAAAUAUGUAGGGACAAAAUUCAAUGGAGUGCAAUGUUGCGUUUACAUUUCACGCUUGUGAAAUGGGAAAAAACAAACGCAAGCGCAAUGCAAGGAAAAAAUGUUUUUCACCGCCUUAUCUAAAAUAAUUAUUGACUUGAACUACUGCGAGUCAUAAACGUUGCUUAAAGAAAUAAAUCACUUUCUUUCGAUUCAUUGAGUUGAAAUAACUGGUGUCUCAAAUAUAACUUGUUGUAAUACCCAAAAUUGAAAAUAAACAAACCAAUCACCUGACAUUUGGAUUUACUUUGAUUUAAGGUCAAUGCGUGAGUGGAAACAUCAUCGGAGAACUCGUUUUUUUAAUUCAUAGAUUACUUUUCGUUUGCAUACUUGCUACACAAAACUAUCUAUUAUUUAAAAACGAGCCUGUAUUUUUGGUGGAUUAGCGUGUAUAAAUUCAGAGCGACACUGCGCACCGCCCCUUACACAUGAAAGCACCUAUAUUUGGUUUCACGUGACUAAUCGCUGAGAGGGACUCCUCUCGCGAAAAGGAGACCAAUCAUGAUUUCACGGUGGCUAGCACAGCAGAAAAAAGACAAGGUAAGCAAGAUAACUCUUGCUACUGUAUAUUGGCACUUGCUGAAUUUUUAUUCGAGCCUUGUCAAAAUGUUCGCUGGUGUAGAUGAUUUAAGGAAUGAUAACUAGAAAGUAAAAUAUUGUUGUCCAUAAACUAUACUGCGAACGUGGUUCAAUGGACCGGUUUUAUAGACAGCGUGAGUGGCGCUGGUGUCUACCCACAAUAAUAGGGUCAGAGGGCGCUUAAGAAUUAAAAAUCUACGUUUAAAUGAACUUGAGUAGAUAGGUGGAGCUUGAUCUUCCACUGGAGGUGGUCCUGAAUUGGUCUGUUGUUGACAAUGACUGACGCUUCGCUGCUAUUGUAAAAUACUUUUUUCUUAUUAAUAGGUGUCGCUGCUGGUUCCAUCCUCCCAAAAAAUUAAAUCAAGUGAGGUGCCACACAAAAUUUACCAGGUUCCUCUCAAACCUGACUACCUCGACGCUUUCGUCAGGCUUGAAAUGGAGGGAUCUUGGUUUCGGGCCAUUAAAAGAGGAAGGGAACUCCAAAGUAUCAUAUGCGAAGGGGCUUUAAACAGCUCAGAAGUGCUGGCGGAGUUGAAAGAUUUUGACUUGCUCGUUUACGAAACUCCCAUGGGAAUGUGCGGUCCGCUGGUUGGUGAGCUUCUUGGCAUUCCGCGAGUGGAAAUUUUGAUCUCCUCACCAAACACCCCGUUUGGUUUUGACCACAUGUUUUCCAUGCCUGUCUCCUAUGUCCCGCUGAACAUGCUUGGAUUCUCUAAUGAGAUGACGUUUAUGGAACGAGUUAUUAACUUGGUUUCGUAUCUUAGUUGCAAGCCAUUGUUUGAUGUUGUUUUCGGCACUAUACUGAAUAGUCUCAAGGUUAAGUACAAUGUUAAACCUGAAAGAAGUUACCAGGAAGCUCUUGGGGAUGCAGAACUGGUUUUGAUUGCAGCAGAUUUUGCGUUGGAGUAUCCUCAACCUCUGUUACCAGGUAUGAAAUGCCGUCUAUCAUAAGUAACUCAUUCGAAGUAAACCACAGUGCAACUAUACUCGAUUAAUUUUUCUCUUUGGCUUCAAUAGGACGUGUAAAAGGUUAUUGAAAAUUCCUUCGCUGACUUUAAAAGCUUAUAAUCCUUUCCAUUAGACUGCGAGCAGUCUCUCUUUUUCUUCAGAUUUAGUUAGCGGGGUGCACUCGCAGGCGAGCGUCGAGCAGCGAAGCCGCGAGACGAGAGAAACGAGGGCGGCAGCCCGAGAAGAAGAAAAAGAGACUGCCCGCACAGCCAGAACAAAUGAACUAUAUGCGUUGGCCUCACAGCGCAAAAUACGAUUGGCUGAUUCGUGAAGCGUUGACAACGAACUGUCAACAGUCAAACCAUUGACAAGUUGAUGAUGGCUGAAGCACUGCAGGAAUGUUUGUCAUGUUCCCGAAAAUAGAAAAAAGAAUUAGAUAUAGAGCAAAAACAAGCAUUAGAAGGUCUCAUCUCUCCGGGUACGUGACAUGAUCGUAACUUAAAUGCUCAAGGCUUCUUUUCGUUGACGAGGAGCCGUUUUACUGGAAGACUGUUAGACUGCUUAUUUUAAAAAGCUACUACCAAAUAAUUACCCACUACUAAUUACCAACGGAUGCACCCCAGGACAACGAGCAAAAAACAAAUCGACGCCCGAAGAAUGAUUUUGAGUGACUUGCAGCGCAAUUCUCUAUAGUUGGCUUAGUUUUAGUUAAGCCGUAUUAGGAUAUGUAGAACACUAUCCCGUGAGAAUUUAACAUCCCGCAAACAAGAAAAGAGCUAGGCCCCGGGUUCAAAACAUAAACAACAGGAAAUGACUUAUUAAUAUGCGAGAAAUAGACCAGCUUCAUUACCUCUACAUGUGAGACUAGCGCCAAAAUUAAGAUUUGUUCAGUCAUUUAGUUUAGAAUCGACUCUAUGCACUGCAUCAGCCACGCGUUAAAAAGAAAAGAAAAUAACCUCUGAUGUUCAAGCAAACUCUAUGGUCACGUUACACUUGCUUAGCCUGUCAACACUUCAGUUUUCACGCCAAAAAAACACUAGACCGUGAAAGACCAUUUUCUCUGGCUUUGCGGGUAGUCUCUCUUUUUUCGUGCCUCUCCCGUGUGAUAUCACUCAUCCCUGUAAAAAAAUAUACGGGAAUGCCAGAUACGGCUCCCAUAACAUCCGUUCACCCGCGGCCCAUACAUUCAGGCUCCAGUCUGUACUGAGAGUGCUUUCCUCUACCGAUUUACCUUUGCACACCAACAUAGCCGCUGUUUCCUAAUUGUAACACACCAGUAUAGCCGCUGGGACGUCAUGUGAAAAAGCUCCAUUUGUGUCCCAAGUUUCUGAUUGUCAUAGUUUUUUUAUUUCUUCAAAGAUCUGGAGGAGUAAAAAAGUCGAUGGUGGUGAGACACCUCAUUUAAGCCGUAGACGAUCGCUAUGAUUUAGCUUAUUUCGGUACUAGAUAUAUAUACUUCUCCCUGAAGUGUUUUGUGGGAUGGGGCGUUUGCUAUUCACCAAUGAUUUCGGAAAUGUCGAUGGAAAUCUCCAUCGGAUGAAGGAAGCGUGUUAUUCAAGGUCCAUUCAGUCCCUUCCCCCAAAAUUCAUAAUGGCUGUACAUACAUGGUACGGAAAAACUCGAAACUGGUGAAACGAUGGAAAACACGUUAAUGGAACAGAAAUUUCCACUGAAAAAGUUUCCAUGGGAAAAAGGAGACUAUCAGUUAAACUAUUUUUUAUUAAUUCCACUAAUUCCUGGGAAAUUUCCAGAGGUACGCCCGAAAAAUACCUGAAUUUUCCGUAUCUCUUGGUUAAAAUAGAAGCGCGUCCUUUAUUAACAGCUCACCGGAUGGUUGGACCACUUAAUGUCAAAAGUGAUGUUAAAUCUCUACCUCGUGAUCUCGAAGAAUUUGUUAGUGGUUCAGGAGGGCAUGGUUUUAUCAUUGUUUCCUUUGGAUCAAAUGUGGCUUCCAUUCUUCCUCGAGACCUUGUAGAUAUGCUUGCAACAGCUUUUGGAAAGCUAAAACAGCUGGUGUUGUGGAGACUUAAAGGUAACUUAUGUAUAUUUGUAAAUUAUCCUUGGUUUUGUGUGAAAUCACUAAGAUAUGAGAUUCUCUCGUCAGGUCAUCAAGAAUUUACUGGCAAAUUCUUUCUUGCAGGCUAUAUCCCUACCUUUCUUGCUAAAAACAUCAAAGUUAUGGAUUGGUUACCGCAAAAUGAUCUAUUGGCUCACAAAGAUAUCAAGGCGUUUGUCUCACACGUGGGUCACAACAGUAUGUAUGAGUCUGCAUAUCACGGGGUUCCCUUGGUCUGUUUCCCACUGUUUGCAGAGCAGCAUGCAAAUUCCAAAAAAGUGGAACAUUUUGGACUCGGUUUAGCAGUGUAUCACGAACAUACUAAUGCCCAUCUACUUUCUGAAACGAUUAAGCUGGUUGUAAGCGAACAAAGGUAAUUUCCAUUUCCUUUUGAAUUUAUUUAUUAACGAUUCGUCCUUUGAAUGGACAAAAACGUUUGAGUGUCGAAGGCUGAAUUCGUUGUACUGCAUGAAAUAGUUACGUAUAGUCAUAAAGAAAUUAAAUUUAAUACACUUUAAAUGAUGACUCUAUUGGACGUUUCAGUGGCCAAUAACCUUUUCACUUUGGUUGCACAGAAUUCGUGUGAUACACUUAAAAGUUUUGGAUGAAACCUCCGUUUCCACAGCUACGUUUUUAACGUUAUUACCGUCUCUAUAUUUCCUCCUCAAUUUCUUUGAAAUGUGAAAGCUGAUAGACUCAUGUAUAGUUUGCCUUACAAAAGUAACUGUUACUUGUCUUGAGUUUUGACCGCGCACUGCUUGUCUUACGUUCAUUACAUCAGUUCACAUGAGCUGCGAGCUCAAUUUGGAAUCGACUCAUUUGAAGUGAAACGUUGACCCAGUUAAGUUCGGCUCUUUGUUCUGAUUUGGAUCGGCUGAGGAGUUCUGUGGCUGGCCAAGUCGCUAAACAAAUAGACCGGCUCGCUAAUUUUGGUCGAUUCAAGCUGUAAUUAAGCUCGACUCAUUUGAAGGACGGCGUUUGACCUAUGCCUUAAAGGCUACCAAUUCCCAAAGGAAGCUUUGCAGUAAGGUAUAUGCCUUCUGGAAAACUCCGAUAACUACAAUUCGCACCAGCCCAACCUGCAUUUCUACUGUACUAAAACAUUUCUAAUUAUACCUUCCAGACAAACUGUACCACCACCUCCACCACCAAAUUUAGCGAUUCUUAAACAUUAAUCGUCAACCAUUUAGUAUAGUUCACACAUAGGUGGAUCGUGGAUGGCGCAUGGACGCUUCAUAAUCCUUUACCCAAAAGGAAGUGUAUGACUGGUUUCAUACAGUAGACUUGUUCGGAUAGAACUUGCCAAUAAUAUUAAAAGAAAGUUCCUCUUCUGUAGAUUCAAGCAAACUGCAAUGCGUAUAUCCAGCUUGUUAAAAGACCGUCCACGCACUCCUCUACAAGAGGCCUGUGACUGGAUAGAGUAUGUACUGAGACAUGGAGGAGCCAAGCAUCUUAGACCUCAAGUGUUUUACAUUCCUUGGUAUCAGUAUUAUUUGUUUGACGCCAUUGCUUUUAUUGUUACGGUGAUUAUUUUGGUUGCUAUAGCGACAAGGUUGAUAUGUAGAUUCAUUUGCCCUCUGUGCUGUAUGAGACAAGGAAGCAAAGAGAACAGGGAGUGA
Messenger RNA from Porites lobata, 6261 nucleotides. NCBI's taxonomy places the organism in Eukaryota, Metazoa, Cnidaria, Anthozoa, Scleractinia, Poritidae. The record is from the annotation of a GenBank genome assembly.